CUUUCAUUCGGAACAGAUACUCUAGACAAUAUACCGAAUUGCCACAAUGCCCAUGGACGCCUCUAAAUGGAUCGAUGUCACAACCGAUAAGAAUCAUUAUUCUUUAGAUCACUUCCUUAUUCCUACUCAUUACGAAAAAGAUGUCUCCUCUAUUCUCAUUCCUCACGGUGUCAUUAUGGAUCGUGUCAAUAAAUUAGCACGUCUUAUUGUCGACGAGGCCACAGGACCUUUAGUUGUUUGUUGUAUUUUAAAAGGAGGACACCAGUACUUUGCUGAUUUGGUCAAUGCUGUUAAAAAGUUGACAAAUAAAGAGGGAAAGACAGUUCCUUUAAGUUUGGAGUUUAUUCGUGUCAAGUCUUAUAAGAAUGAUAAGUCAGAAGGUGUUACUUUAUCUAUUUCUGAUGAUGAGUGUAAAGAGUUUCAAGGAAAGAAUCUCUUGAUUGUGGAAGAUAUUAUUGAUACUGGAGCUACUAUGGUUCGAUUGCUAAAGAAAUUGGAAGAGUUUUCACCCAAAUCUAUCAAAGUGACCAGUUUGUUGAUCAAAAAGACACCAAAAAGCAAUGGUUAUAUUCCUGAUUAUGUUGGAUUCUCUAUUCCAGACGAAUUUGUUGUUGGCUAUGCGUUAGAUUAUAAUGAAUAUUUCCGUGAUUUAGAUCAUAUUUGUGUCAUUAGUGAUCAUGGAAAGAAAGCUUAUGCUGUCUAAAAAAGAAUUUCGAAUUACCUUGUAUCAUAGUGUUGCUUAUUUUAUAACAUAUAGUAAAAUAUAUGUGUAUCUGUUUAUUGUUUUUCUUGUCGUAUGUAUUAUUGUAAUACUUUCUUUGAUAGAGAGUAACAAGGGGUCAUCAUUUUCAAAUAUAAUAAAAACAAUACUGGGUUUUUUUUUUGUGCAAGAA
Messenger RNA from Mycotypha africana, 893 nucleotides. RefSeq names its product phosphoribosyltransferase-like protein. Bases 47 to 703 code for a protein of 218 amino acids. The transcript is spliced from 3 exons. NCBI's taxonomy places the organism in Eukaryota, Fungi, Mucoromycota, Mucoromycetes, Mucorales, Mycotyphaceae. Gene Ontology annotation, molecular function: hypoxanthine phosphoribosyltransferase activity; magnesium ion binding. Gene Ontology annotation, biological process: IMP salvage; hypoxanthine metabolic process; GMP salvage. The record is from RefSeq and is a predicted model, not a curated record.